Cajanus cajan (pigeon pea) is the source of this 1459-nucleotide messenger RNA. Lineage: Eukaryota; Viridiplantae; Streptophyta; Magnoliopsida; Fabales; Fabaceae. The record is from RefSeq and is a predicted model, not a curated record.
GCCGUGCACUAUAAAACGCUAACGCUUAUGCGUUUCGGAAUUUAGGGAUUUGCGUUCAGUCGUGCACCUCACUGUGCUGUGCUGCGUAGUGAUUUUGGGGUAAGGGUUUCUCUUCUCUUCUCAUCGUACAGCUUGCAGUUACAGCACCGAAAAAGGGUUUGCCUAACACUGCUCGUGAAAUUGACGGGUUGUUCAGUUCGUGAAUAGAUUGUUUUGUUGCUUGUUCUAAAAAUUAGUGGAUUUUAAAAAAUACCGAACUGCUUUAAGUGAAAAAAAAUGCAGAAUAAAGAAGCAGUCUUGGAAGAUGGGAAAAUAAAGUCUGUGACUGUCGCAGACUGUGAGAUUGCUAGAGAGUCUGAAUUGGGUGAGUGGGCCAAUUUUGGGGAUGAUGACAUAAUGCAGCAGCAGUAUGAAAUUCAGGCUGAGGAAGGCAAGAAAGUUCCAUUUGUGGGUGACAAGGAACCACUGAGUAGCUUAGCUGCUGAAUAUAAAUCAGGCAGUCCUAUUUUGCUGGAAAAAAUAAGGGUGCUUGAUGAGCAAUAUGAUGCCAUACGUCGUACUCGGGGAGAUGGAAACUGCUUCUUUCGAUGCUUUAUGUUUUCGUAUCUUGAGCAUAUUAUGGAAUGUCAAGACCAAGCAGAAAUUGAUCGCAUCAAAGCCAAUGUUGAAAAAAGUAGAAAAGCACUGCAGACCUUGGGUUAUGCAGACUUGACUUUUGAAGAUUUUUUUUCGUUAUUCCUUGAGCAGCUGGAAUGUGUUAUUCAAGGGAAAGAGACUUCUAUAAGUCAUGAAGAGCUUGUUCUCAGAAGCCGAGAUCAGCCAACGUCUGAUUAUGUGGUUAUGUUCUUCAGAUUUGUGACCUCUGCUGAAAUACAAAAGCGCAAAGAAUUUUUUGAACCUUUUAUACUGGGCUUAACUAAUACAACAGUCGAGCAGUUUUGCCAAUCUUCUGUUGAACCAAUGGGUGAAGAGAGCGAUCAUGUGCACAUUACGGCCCUUUCAGAUGCAUUGGGCAUUCCAAUCCGUGUUGUGUACCUUGACCGCAGUUCAUGUGAUACUGGUGGUGUCAGUGUUAAUCAUCAUGAUUUCAUGCCAGUGGCUGGUGAUCUCCCAAAUGCUAGUUGUAGCUCCGAAAAGAACAUUCCUUUCAUCACACUGCUGUAUCGCCCUGGUCACUAUGACAUCCUCUAUCCAAAAUGAUGACCUUUUGGGAAGACCCUUUGUUUACUACUUUUUUGAUGGUGUGGAGCCGCAACAGCUUUGCACUCAACUUGUGUUGGUUGCUAAAGGACAUGUGUCGUCUGUACCUUGUUAAUGUUGAACGAUCAAUUUUCUUGAAUGUUGUUAUAUUGAUCAGCAAAGUACUUCAACAUUAACGCACUAACAAUCAAAACUCAGCUUGAUGCUUUUCUUGUUGGCCAUGAUUUCAUUCUCAAUAUCUUUGCAUUUGAUUGGUCAA